AUGGGGGAACAACGAAGGUCUAAAUCUCCAUCAGCAGAAGAUCAGCUUAAGGAAAACAUAGCCCAGCUGCAAGCUGAAAGAGCGGAGCUGUAUGAGGAUUUGCGUGCUAUAUCUGCCGAACUUGAUAAAUUCAAACAACAGUCAGCUGAGCAAGAUAGUGCACUAGCCGAGACCAACAAGAAGCUGAUGGAAAUGGAGAGGGCUAAAGAACAUGCUGAAAGAAGCGUAGCCGAUUAUGAGUUCAUUGUGACUGACCUGAAGAAAAGGCAUAAUAAGCAGAAGGAGGAUCUUCAUGCUAAGGCAGAUCUAACGUGCACUAGCGCGGGACUUUCGACAGAGCUUGCCUUGGCGAAUGAGCAAUUGUUGGUAUCGGAGGCCGCAAGAGCGGCUGCUCAGAAGCGUUGCGAAGAUAUUUUGGCAGAGGAACUGGAUGAGGCUACAAAAUCGGCUGUGACCUCAAUGGCUCUCUCGGAAGAGGUGAGUUGGAUUUCCAUUUUGAAGGUUUUAGUCGUGUCCAACUUCUCGCAGUGUUAUUGGCACUAUUCACAGGUGACUGCGGCUAAUCGUGAUUUGGCAGCAAUGCGCAGUAGGUUGGCUGAAUUGGAGAAAGAGCUUCUGGAUCGGGAGGAAGCGAUGCUGACUGCUAAUCGAAGACAUGCUGAGGAAUGCGCAAAGCUACAGCAGAGCCUAGACGAGGCUGUUCUACUUGAGCGGUCCACUGAAGGCGUGGCUGAAGAUUUAAGAAGAAAGUUGGCUGAAGCUGAAAACGAGAAGACUCUAAUGCGCGAGAUUCAGAUGGCUAGUGAAAUGGACCUGAUGAAGGCGAUGGACGAGAUGAAAGUUCUCAAACGCUCCUUGGACGAGCUCCAAGAGAAGGAAGAAGCUCGUAAGGAAGCGAUCCUUCAGCGUGAUGCUGCUGAGAGAGAACUUAAUGACCUGAGGAAUGAGUUGAAGGAAAAGUCAGAAUACUUUGACACAGAAAUGGCUCAAAUGAAGGCCUUGAAGGAAAAAUGUUCUGCUUUCGAAGAGCAGCUGGAGACAGAGAAAUUGGCUCGUGAUGUUGCCAACCGGGAAAUAAUGCAAUUGCGAGAUGAAAAUUACACUGUCACGGAAGCGUUGAACAAAGCCAGUAAUGCAUUGAUGGAUGCAGAGUCCAGAGCUGCCGCAGCCGAAAAGCAUCUUACCGAUCACAUCAAAUGCCAUACUGAGGAACUGAACCUUCGUGUGACUGAAUUGGAGAAAAUGGUGGCUGCUGGCUUAGCCGAUAAACAAGCACUGACAUCGGAACUUGAGGAGAAAAUUGAGAAGCAGAACUGCACUGACCAACGAAGUGAAGAAGGUUGGAAUUAUAGCUCUAAUCAG
Messenger RNA from Cooperia oncophora, 1362 nucleotides. Lineage: Eukaryota; Metazoa; Nematoda; Chromadorea; Rhabditida; Trichostrongylidae. The record is from the annotation of a GenBank genome assembly.